Molecule: messenger RNA, 4308 nt
Organism: Cladophialophora carrionii CBS 160.54
Lineage: Eukaryota; Fungi; Ascomycota; Eurotiomycetes; Chaetothyriales; Herpotrichiellaceae
Exons: 4
Coding region: 1-4308 (1435 amino acids)
Biological process (GO): siRNA processing
Cellular component (GO): RISC complex; nucleus; cytoplasm
Molecular function (GO): RNA binding; ATP binding; ribonuclease III activity
Source: RefSeq, a predicted model, not a curated record
AUGGACUCCGAAUUCGAUGAAACUUGGUCUGAUACCUCUGAGGAGGAUGAGCGCCGCGACAUCACCCCCAUUCAGUCACGCGCGUAUCAGAUAGAGAUGUUCGAGCAUAGCAUGAAAGGAAAUGUCAUUGCUGUGAUGGCUACCGGUAUUGGAAAGACCCAAAUCGCGAAACUUCGCAUCCAAGCAGAGCUGGAACGUUCACCGAAUAAACUCGUCUGGUUUACUGCCCCCAGUGUCGUCCUGGCGUAUCAACAAUAUCGGUUCCUUUCUCAACACCUCCCAGCCUAUCAGUUCCGACUUAUUACUGGUAUGGACAACGCUGAAUAUUGGACUUCCCUGGAUAUCUGGCGAAAGGUUCUAUAUCACAUUCAUGUUGUUGUCUCCACCCCCGCUAUCCUCCAACAGGCACUUAAUCAUGGAUUCGUGGCUAUAAAGGGGAUUUCCUUGCUUAUCUUUGAUGAAGCCCAUCACUGCGUGAAAGACUCUUCCAUGAAUGCGAUUAUGAGACAUCACUACCAUCCAAAACUCACCCCAGAAACCCUUCAUGAACUCCCGCAUGUCCUUGGCUUGUCUGCAAGUCCGAUCACUAAGAAAAGAGAUGAAGUGGCCGAUCUAGAGAAUAACCUCAAUGCAAAGUGCAAAAGUCCGUUAUUGCAACUCGAAGAAUAUACUACUUUCGUCAACAUGCCGGAGCCUUUAGUCCUAACGCACAGCCCAACUCCGCAUCACUCUUCAGAUCUGCUUGAUCGAUUGACUGCCACCGUCUGCGCCGUUAACAUCGAGCAAGAUCCAGCUGUUGCAGUCCUACGGCGAAGUAAGGCUCGAUAUGCACAAGAGAAACUGGAGAAGAUCUUGAGAAAACAACGCACGCCGGCCAUGGAAGAAAUGCAAGCACUUGUACGAUCGUGCACAGACAUACAACAAAACCUCGGCGCCUGGGCCUGUGAUAUGUUCAUCAAGAAAUGUGUGGAGAAGGUGGAGCUUACGUCGUCUCGUGAACUUGAGUUCCUCGCGACCGAAUCCCCUUCCGCUGAGAAGAGCGUCUUCAUCGCUUGCACACUGAAGUCUGUACAUUUGCCUCUUCGCAUGGCUAACCUAGACCUGACCACAACCGGUUCUGUGUCCUCGAAGGUGAAAUUGCUUGUGGAGUUUCUCCGAGAAUGCUAUCAAUCUGACCUCCGAUGCCUCAUUUUCGUCAAGACGAGACCGACCGCGUGGUCACUCACAGAUAUCAUCAACAACCAUCCACUCACUCAAGUCAAAUACCGCGCAUUCUCCUUUGUCGGAGUAUCUAAUCCAACACACAGAGGGGUCUGUGAUUUCGCAGACCUACGCGUCCAACAUGACAACUUGGAAAGUUUCAGACGCGGUGGGCUCAAUGUCUGUGUUGCUACCUCAGUGCUUGAAGAAGGCGUUGACGUACCAGCUAUGAACUUGGUUAUCUGUUUUGAUGAGCGGCCAAACUUUCGAAGCUUUGUUCAGAGCCGAGGCAGGGCUCGUCAGAGAGAGUCUCGAUUUGUCAUGUUCCCCGAGGCCGCUUUGAAAAGAACACAAUGGCAAGCAUUAGAAGAUGAGAUGAAUGAGGAGUGCCAAAAGUCUCUGGACUCUAUCGAGCAUCGCGAGAGGAUGGAGAGAGUUGAGGAGGCUGAUAGUGAGAUAUUCAGAAUUCCCUCGACGGGGGCCGUGUUGACAUUUGCAGAAGCACGGCAACACCUGGAUCGGUUUUGCGCAAGGCUGCCGAACAAAGACACCGCUGAUCACACGGCCCCAGUCUUCAUACUUGAAGGUCAGCCCGGCGUCGAGCUACAUGCAAAGGUCUACCUUCCAUCCUCGCUGCCACCCUGUCUACGGACAGCAAAAUCAAGAUCGAGCUGGCUGACGGAGAAAAGAGCCAAGCAAGAUGCUGCCUUCCAAGCAUAUCGGGCGCUAUACGACGCUGGACUCGUCACAGAUCAUCUAUUACCUUCAGAAGUAGCGAAAGAUCAGGAGGCUUCCAAAGAAGACGACGAGGUUGAGAAAAGAGACAGUCUCUAUGACGUGCAGAAGCAGUACAAUCCAUGGCCAAACAUCAUGGAGCUGUGGGAAGCAUCUAAUUCGCCCACAGUGUACGCUCAUCGCCUCACGAUGGAGGCACCGGGCUGCUUCUACCCUUGCAUGCUCUUACUUCUGCCCGUCAAGCUCUCUAAGCUGUCAUUCUCUCUUUUCACAACGAAAACCGCCGGUUUGAAAGUCACGAUUGGUGCCGGGUUGGAGAGGCAAGGCUUCCCACUAGACGUCGCACAAGACAUCACGUUUCUGCUCUUGACAUCAGUGCUUCAGCGGAGGUUGACAGGGCUCCGGAAAGAGCACUUGCCAUCUCUUUUCGUGCCUGAUAUUGAGCAGGGCUCUCUCUCGAACUGGUAUGGCGCAGCCUCAACAAGCAUACCAAUGAUCGACUUCGACCAAACAAACGACGCGAAACGCCAGUCAUACCUUGUGCAGGGCAAGCGAAGCAACGUGCCUUUCCUUUGGCAACCGAAUGCACUUUAUCGUGAUGACCAUCAAACAUAUGACGGUAGUGCGCGCAACCGGCCAACGUCGAUUAGCGUCACGUUGCUUCCCAGAACGCUGGAGUACUUGCAGCAGGUAACUAAACCAGAGUCUAUUCCUGAGGUCGUCAAAGUCCUACUAGUGGAUGAAUGCUCAGUGCUGGGUCUCCCAAGUGAGUAUGGUACCCUUAUGCUGUUCAUACCGUCUGUCAUGCACGUGCUCGAGGUUGCUCUACGGUCGGCUGCAGCGUGUGAGGGACCGUUGACGACUAUUGGGUUGGAUGAUCUUGAUCUGGUGUCACAUGCUUUGACAUUACCAGGAGCUAGCCACACGAGGAACUACGAAAGAUUCGAGUUCAUCGGCGACGCAAUCCUCAAAUUUUAUGCCGCACUACAUGUUUUCGCCGACCAUCUAAAUUACCCGGCAUAUCACCUAACCAGAAGCCGUGGGAGGAUCAUCAACAAUGCCCGCCUACAGCGUGCGACAAGGGUUCUGGGCCUAGACCAAUACCUUUCACGGAGGGCAUUUGCGGCAAAGGAGUGGGCGGCUGGAGUCGGUGAAUUGAAACCCUUGGGGAAGCAGCCCUCAAAGGAGCUUUCAUCCAAGACUUUGGCAGAUGUAGUUGAGGCUGUGAUUGGAGUUGCCAGUGUAAGUGGCGGCGAGGGAGGGUUCUCCGAGGAGAAGGUUCUGGCAGCCCUGAAGCUGUUUAUCGGGGAAGUUCCAUGGAGGCCGCUGUCCGAGAUCGUGGCACAGAUACAUCCUCUGGAGCAGAUGUCAGAGUUCGCAGCAGACAUCUUGGCGCCAGUCGAGGAUAUGAUCGGCUACUCCUUUCAGCACCGCAGCUUGCUGGCAGAAGCCCUGACGCAGUCAAGCCUUGCCAGCGAUGUGCGGUCAACCUACGACCGGCUGGAGUUCCUGGGCGACUCCGUGCUCGACUACAUAGUUGUUCCAAAACUCUUCCACAGUUCCCUUCGACUUGGGCCUGACCAGAUGUCAGUCCGACGUGCUGCUCUGGUCAGUCAUCAAACCUUGGCAUUUUUCGCACAGAAGACUUGCUGCACACGCAGCUCCUUCCAAGUGCAUACAGAUCCUCGCACCAAGAAAAGCACCGAUACGGAGCAGCACCAGACGAUCUAUCUCACCGACUACAUCCGCCAAGUAGGCAAUCAACACGCGCCUCGGGAACGACAAGCAACACUAUCGAACUUCUGUGAGAUUCAAGCCUCAAUUCUCGAAUUCUUGGGUUCCGGGACGCGGUUCCCAUGGACUCUACUCUCUCGCCUCGGAGCGCCCAAGUCUUUUUCAGAUAUCAUUGAGUCCAUCCUGGCGGCUGUUUUCAUCGACUCGAGAGGCAAUCUGGGCGCCUGUGAGGUAGUCCUCGAGACAAUGGGAUAUAUGAGUCUCGUCCGUCGGUUCGCCAAUGAAAGAGACAUCGACACCCAACACCCAGAGUCGAAACUGCACGAGGUUAUUCAGACCCAAUUCCGUGAGGGUCCCCAGCCUCCGCUAGAAAUCGUGACGCAAGAGCGGAAGAAGAAAGGUGAACCCGGCACGGAUUGGCGAUGUAGGGUCAUGAUCGACGGCAAGCUGAUCGCACGCGUGAAGCAUGCAAGUUGCAGUGACGAAGCACGUUACGCGGCUGCAGAGAGGGCUGUGGAAGCGCUGCGGAAGAAAAGAAAGAGAGGCUCCACAGAGGUGCAGCAAGACGCGCCAAAAGAGCAGCUUGAGCAAGAAGAGGAAGAGUCAAAUGACUGCCUGGACACAGUGGAGAGGCAAUGA